Messenger RNA from Tribolium madens (black flour beetle), 3539 nucleotides. RefSeq names its product protein lingerer. Gene Ontology annotation, biological process: cell adhesion; extracellular matrix organization. The coding region runs from base 80 to 3313 and encodes 1077 amino acids. NCBI's taxonomy places the organism in Eukaryota, Metazoa, Arthropoda, Insecta, Coleoptera, Tenebrionidae. Gene Ontology annotation, molecular function: cell adhesion molecule binding. The record is from RefSeq and is a predicted model, not a curated record. The transcript has 6 exons. Gene Ontology annotation, cellular component: extracellular matrix.
UUGCUUUGAUGGUGGAACACCAGUUCUGUGUUCUUCAUCACAUGUGGUGUUGGUGCCGGUACUCAACGGUGUUGUCAAGAUGAAGAACUACUUCACAUGUUAUGUUCUCCUGGUUCUGUGCACAAGAGCAGCGUUUGCGCAGUUUAUUGGACAACAACAAUCACAAUUUCCAAACAUUGAUCAAAGAAACCAGCUGUCACCGACACAACAAGGUCACAUACUGAGUGAUAUUCAACAACAUCAACACAGAUUUAAUGUGUUUCCUCAAACGCAACAUUUUCCUCCUCAACAGUUCGGUACACCUCAACCAGCUGUACAACCACCGGUGUUUAACCAACAACCAGUUUUUGGUCAACCAACUCAAUUCCCAGUUUUAUUGAACCAGAAUCAACAACUCUUGCAAAAUCCAGUUUUGGUUCAACCUCAAUUCCAAGCGGCCUUACCAACACCGACAGUACAACAACCAGUUCCCAUUGUAUCAACAAUACAAUCAAUAGUACCAACGUUACAACCUGAAGAUAAUACUAGAAUUAUUCAACAUCACACACAAACCAGUUUUACUCCUAAUUUUUCGCAACAACAGCAGCAACAACCACAACAAUCGCAGCAGCAACAACAACAAGCAUCACAACCACAGCAACAAUCUCAAGAAACAAUUAUACGAAGUCCAACAACAAACAAUAUACCACAAAACCAGUAUAAUGCUUUUACCCCGAGACCCACAGUUGACCCAAUCGUAGCAAUAGAACAACAAAUUCGUCAGUUAGAUCCUGAAAAACACAAGCAAAGAAUAAAAGAAUUAAGAGAAAAGCAGAGCAUUAUCGAGAAACACAAUCAAUUCGUGGAAAAACAGUACGAAAAAGCUUUGAAGAAGGCACAAAGCGAUCAUCAACAAUGGAUAGACGAACAAAAAGAAAUCAAAAAGAAACUUUACCAAAGUGUAUAUAAACCUCCGGGUAAUGCACAGGUGGUCAGAUAUACUCAAUCAAUUCCUCGAUAUAUUUACCCUGAAGAAGGCCCACUUUUUAAGUUGGCCGUGGAACAGUACUACAAAGAACAUCCCACGACUACGACGACCACAACAACUACUACAACAACAGAAGCUCCAACAACUACUUCGAAAAAAUUUCUUGCAACUAAAAAAUCCGGUAGCUCGUUUCUACCAACUGUAGUCCCAACGUCUGAAACAAAAAUCAAAACAAUCCAAACUCUAGAAGACUUAAAUCUUCUUCAAAAACAGUACAAAUCGCAACAAAUUGCCAAAGACGACUUGUUGGCCCAGCUUCGUUUAGCUAUAGGAAACAGUCCGGAAGAUGAAAUCACCAAAAAUCUUUCUUCGAGAGAAAUUUCACUCGCAAACGGCAAAAAGGUUCAACUGAUUGAAGCAACUGAUCCAAAAUUGAUUCCGAAUGGAAAAGCGGAAGAAAUCACUUUACCCAACGGUGAAAAAGUCCAAGUGUUCCAAGCUAAUAAUCCUUCUCCAAAAUCGGAAGAAAUAACUUUACCGAACGGCCAAAAAGUCCAAGUAAUCAAAACUAGAGAUCCAAAACUACUAGCAAGUGCCUCAUCCUCAUCUACUGUUAAAACACAAGAAAUCACUUUGCCUAAUGGACAGAAAGUCGAAGUAAUCAAAACCACAGAUCCUAAACUAGUACCAGGAGCAACUCCUCUAGAACCAGGAAGCGACUUAGAAAAACUAGUCUUGGCUCAAACUACCACAACCAAACCACCGAAAGCAGUUUUCGACGAAUUAACAAAAGGAGUUCUACCCCCUGGUGCAAACUUUGAACUUUUAAAAACCGGUGCCAGUGGCGGUUUAGAACAAGUCGGUGGGUUACCCAACCAGAAAAAAGUUACUUUUGUACUUUUGGAAGAACAAGAAGAUGGUACCCUCAAAGUGCAAGGAGUCAAAGGAAGCGGAAAAGACAAACCGGAUGUCGAUGUCGAUUCAAUUUUGAAACGAAUCAAAAACGGCGAAAUCAAACUACCUCAGAACGCCAAACCUACCCCAACCACAGAAACUAAAUUCCAGUCAACGACUCCAAAAAAAAACCUAGUUACAGGUGUAACAGUGGUACCAAAUUCCUUCGCAAAUGGCGAAGAGGUCUCCAGUGUGCCAAUUUUAAAAACCAACAUUGGAACACACUUUGUGGCCACUUCAACACCUUCGAGUACUAUUUAUACAAAAAUUUUCCCUAGCAGUACUACGAAAAGUACGACCACACCAAGUCCCACACAUAAAGUGACCCGAAAUCCCCAUAUUUUGAACCAAGGAAGUGAUUUAGUGAGACAGGCCUCAACCACAUCGUCAGGAAAUCGCAACAGUAUAUAUCACACCACCGCCAAGCCUACUAGUCCGAGUUAUUCUUCCUCUUCAGUAAAAAUCUUUCAAAGUGUUUCUCCUACAGUUCCAACAACACCUUUCUACCCCGUACCCACCGAAGAAAAACUUCCACAAUUAGAACUACCGGAAGUACUCAAAAAGAACGGCUUGUACGCUAUGGCUAAAUUUUUACGACAGUCAGGUCUAGACACCAUUUUGAAUGAAACUGGGCCUUACACAAUCUUCGUCCCCACCGACAAAGCUUUCAGAACUCUUUUAGUCCAAUUGGGAGGACCCGAAAAAGCCGAAGAAAAAUUCAAGGAUAAUCCACGGCUCCUCAGCGGGCUACUUUUACACCACGUGAUCCCCGGUGCCUUUACCAUAGGCUCUCUUCAAGACGAAAUGACAGGUGUUUCUUUGGCCGGUACUCAAUUAAGGGUCAACCAGUACAACAUGCACGACGUCGAGUGGAACGACGUUAAGGUUACGACAAUUAACGGUGCCAAAGUACUAGAUGAGAAGCAAGACAUCGAAAUACCGCAAGGUGUAGCACAUGCCRUUGACAGAGUCAUGUUCCCGUUGCCCGUAGGUGAUAUUGUCCAAACACUCCAAUCGGAUCGCGAAAGGAGAUUCACUAGUUUCCUGCGGGCGCUGUUUUCUUCCGGACUUGCCGAAACGUUGCAAGGCACGAAAACCUUCACGUUGUUCGCUCCGACCGACAAAGCUUUCGCCAGUUUGUCCAGCGAAGACCUCACCAAGAUCAUAGCGGAUAGAACCUUAGCUAGAGAGUUGAUCUUUAGGCACUUAAUCCCUGGUACUUUGUACACCAACGGAAUGAGGUACUACCAGAUCAAGGAUAGUCUUUUAACCGACCGCCAGCUCACCAUUAGCAAGCAAUCAGGCAAAGUGAAAGUCAACAAUGUUCCCUUAGCCACUCAAAACAUCCCUGCAACGAACGGGGUAAUCCAUGCAGUCGACGCCCUUUUGUAAUUAGUAAGUUAUUACGUAUUUAUUUCAUUGUCAUUAUUGUAUCGUUCCCACGAGCCAUCCCAUUGUUGUAUUGUUUUAUGUACUAUUUUAAAGUUGUUUGAAAAAGAAAGAAAAAGGCUGAAAUGCUCGUCAAAACAAUGCCAACUUUUAAAUUAUGAAAAAAUGUAAUUAACCUUAGUUGUAAGUGAUCAUGUAAUAUACUAUUUUAAAUAAAGAAAACACAAGU